Fusarium pseudograminearum CS3096 is the source of this 951-nucleotide messenger RNA. RefSeq lists its product as uncharacterized. The record is from RefSeq and is a predicted model, not a curated record. Gene Ontology annotation, biological process: protein phosphorylation. The transcript has a single exon. Gene Ontology annotation, molecular function: ATP binding; protein kinase activity. Bases 1 to 951 code for a protein of 316 amino acids. Lineage: Eukaryota; Fungi; Ascomycota; Sordariomycetes; Hypocreales; Nectriaceae.
AUGACCGACGUCCUUUACCCUGUGGGAAAGAUCCUCACCUUGGAUGCCAACCUCAAUCCCGCUUCCAGCGAUCAGCAGACGACCAUACAACUGAGGAUAAUACGACAACAGCUCCCAUAUACAUUAUCCAGCGGAUCAGUGGUGGAGGAAGUGUCAGACCUCCUGGACAAGACGGAGGGUAACAUUUAUUUUCUCAAAAUGUUUGAUCGGAGAUCUGCGGAGCAGCUUCGCGAAGAUAGCUGGGUCGAACCAUGGUCCGAAGAUCUCGAGAACAACUUCACGGAAGGCAUAAAAUCUGGAAAGGUGGAGAAACUUUUGGAAAAUUUACGAACAAUACCGAAUUACAAACGGGAAACCGAGGACGACUGGGACGCAGCUGAAGAGGAGGCCGAUGUUGUUCAUCAACUACAAAACCUCUAUAAAGAUGAAGUGGCAACAUAUCUUCGUCUCGCAUCAUACCAAGGAAUUUGUAUUCCUCGUCUUUUGGGCACUGUCACCUUCGACAUGUCACCCCCCAAUGUGGCUCUCACUGAACAACAACGCGAGCUCUACCAACAAAAGGGAAUCAUUUUGGAGUAUCUUCGUGGUUUCACCCUCAGAGACAUGAUCCAUAGGGCAGCUGCUGUGGCAUGGCAAGAUAUCUUCGAUCAAGCUAUCAAGAUAGUUGAUAUCCUUGGCGACCACAACAUUCUCAACAAAGACGUCCGGCUUGAAAACUUCAUGGCUGUUCCCAGGCCAAACAAAUAUCAGGUUUUCAUGAUAGAUUUUGGUCUAUGCAGGUUUCGCGGCGAUGAUGAAUCUGAUGAGGAAUGGGGGCGAGACAAGUGGAUGGAGGAUGAAGACGGGUAUGUGGGACAAAUCCUGGGCAGGGACUUCAGGAAGAUCGGAUUUGAGUUUCGUUAUAAUAAGUCGUAUAGGUGGUUUGAAUGGGCUCCAGGAGAAGACUGGUAG